This is a messenger RNA of Dichotomopilus funicola, 2343 nucleotides long. RefSeq names its product WD40-repeat-containing domain protein. Gene Ontology annotation, molecular function: protein-macromolecule adaptor activity; protein binding. The transcript has 3 exons. Lineage: Eukaryota; Fungi; Ascomycota; Sordariomycetes; Sordariales; Chaetomiaceae. Bases 1 to 2343 code for a protein of 780 amino acids. The record is from RefSeq and is a predicted model, not a curated record. Gene Ontology annotation, biological process: proteasome-mediated ubiquitin-dependent protein catabolic process. Gene Ontology annotation, cellular component: nucleus.
AUGGCCGACAACCUACCCCCUUCGUCUCCCACCAGGAAGUCGGCCACCACCAGCGUCAACUCUAACUCCAACCCCAACCUCCUAUCUCCCCCCCGACCAGUCAGCCGCGGCAAGGAGCGAAGAAACCCGUCAAUCACACCUAGGAAGUUCCGACGCUUCUUCACGCCCCGAUCCCGCAUCUCCGCCCAGCCCACCGCGGCCCGCAAAGCCCUCUGCGAUCUCACCGCCCCGGCCCUGAACCGCUACCAGACGCCGUCCAGCCCGCUCAAGCCCAUCUCGGAGGAGGAGCUCCAGGACAGCGGCCACCACGAGCACCGCGGCAAGCGGCGCAAGUUCAACCAUCUGACGACCACGCCUGAGAAGCAGACUACGGCGUAUUUUCCGUCUCCUCUGCAGUCGUCGCCUUUGCUUCCGACUCCGGAUUUGCACCCCGGUUGGGGUAGUAGUCCCCUUCGUUCGCUGCAGUCGCGUCGGGCUUUGCAGGAUGGUGGUGGUGGUGUGUACCGGGAUGAGGACGUGUCUGAGGAUGAGGAGGAGGAGGAGGGUGAGGCGGAUGAGGAAUUGGUGAAGGCGCCGGUGCCAUUGACGGCCCCUGUACCGCUGCAUCAUCGGGGAUUGGGUGCUCAGCUGGUUCAGAGAAUGACGGGUGCUAUGCGCUUUGCUAGUGAGAGGGCACUGGAGUGUCCCGUUGCCGACUGGAGGACUGAGACGGCCGAUUUCCAGAGCCGGCCGCAGGAUGUUCACUAUUCGUCUAGCCAUGAAGAGGCUGCUCGGGCGAUCCCUUUCUGCACGACUGCUUGCCACAACAACAGCUUGGUCGCUGUGGGAGAUGAAGAGGGCUAUGUCCGCCUGCUGGACUCGAACAAGGACUUCUCCAAGAUCCACCUGUCCUUCAAGGCCCACGGGAAUGCCAUCAUCGACAUGGCUUUUUCCGAGGACGACCGUCUUCUGGCCACUGCAUCGGGGGACCAAACCGGCAGAGUGAUUGACAUGAUGACCCAGAACCCUAUUUCCGUCCUCGGACACCACACCGCAGCCCUGAAGCAAGUCCGAUUCCAACCCGGCCGAGGCUCCGGGUGUGUUCUCGCCACGUCCGGCCGCGACGGCAGCGUCCAGAUCUGGGACCUGCGAUGCCGAGGAGGACCGAUCCAGAACAUCCCGAUCGAAUCAGAAACCGGCCUGCACCACCGCCUUCCCAAGCCGCCUAACCCGGGCUGUGUGGUCAACAGCAUCUACGACGCCCACACUCGCACCACGCGACAGGCCAAGGGGCAGAUCUCGGCAUCCGGCGCCGGCGGUGACAUCGCCCGUAUAGGUGAAGUCCCCGGCCGUCUCGGCGAAGUCUCCGUCACAGCCCUUCAGUUCCUCCCUCCCGGCCGAGAACACCUCCUCCUCACCGCCUGCGAAGCCGACGCGAGCGUCAAGCUCUGGGACAUCCGCGCCGUCCACACCAGCCGGCACCACAAAGCCGCCACGCCCGUAUCCUACACCGCGCCCCCAGCCAGCCACGUCUCCUUCCGCCCCUUCGGCGUCUGCUCCAUGGCCCUCGGCGGCGACGGCACGCGCCUCUACGCCCUCUGCAAAGACAACACCGUCUACGCCUACAGCACGGCCCACCUGGUCCUCGGCCACGCCCCCGAACUCACCCCCGCGCCCCCCGGCACCGAACCCCCGCGCCGUCGCCACCACCCGCACGGCAGCGCCCACGAGGGUCUCGGCCCGCUCUACGGCUUCCGCCACCCGCUCUUCCACGCGACCAGCUUCUACGUCAAGGCGGCCAUCCGCCCGGCGUCCGACGGCCGCUCCGAGCUUUUGGCUGUGGGCAGCUCUGACGGCGCAGCCGUGCUGUUCCCUACCGAUGAACGCUACCUGCGCGAUGCCUGGUCAUCGUCGGCGGCAUACCAGAACGAGACGUACUACGUCGGCACCGAGACCGAUAGCGCCGUGCUCCUUGCCCGACCUCGUUCCGGUCUACGCUCUUCUUCCUCCUCAAACACCAACAACCCCACUUCCAAUUCAACCAACCUCCCCCCCCUGAGACGCACAACCAGUUUCACCGACCCCCCUUCCCACUCGGGCUCCAACCCCGGCCCAGGCCCGGGCCCCCUCAGCCGACGCGGUACCCCGCUAGUCCGAGGCCACGGGAAAGAAGUCGGCGCGGUGGCCUGGACAGCCGACGGCAAGCUGGUGACGGUGGGGGAUGAUUUUCUGGUGCGGUGCUGGAGUGAAGACCGGGCGGGUGCGGCGGAUUUGCGGUUGGGGGGCGAGACGGAGGGCAGACGGUGGGGGUGUGGGUGGGCGGAUGUGGGGGAUCGGUGGGAGGGGGAUGGGGAUGAUUGGUAG